GAAAAGAAACGCCCCUGUUUGGAUCGUAAACAACUGCACAGAUGCAGAGACGAGCAGGGUAUCGAAACUGAUUUCAGAUCGGUUUGUAUUUCACAGAGAGGGGUCUCGGGUCGAUGGUUGAGCAGCUCUGGGAACAGAUAUGAGCGCUGCGCGUGCACGCGUUUAUAGAUGCGGACUAUUGUAACAUCAUUACAGAGACUAAAUCAGUUAUGGGAGAGUCCGAGACAAGGAAGUCUGUAAGAUGGAAAGAGAUGAGCACAAUAACCCAGACCACAGAGGACAUCAUUACAUCUUACCUAACAACCUCUGAUGAGAACCAGAACAAGCUGCAAGAGGCAGAGGUUAUGGAUUUGGAAGCUGUUAAACACGACUCAGAGAACAGGAACCCAGAAGAAGGGUCUCCAACAAACAUCAAGAGCCACAGUUGCUCUUUAGUUCAUGGUCGUCUCUCUGGGAUUGUGCCACCUGGACCUAGUCCUUCUCUUCUGGCUUCACUGCAGUCCCUUGUUGAAGAGAAUGAUCACAUGCUCCUCCCUCAUUCCUUACACCAGAUAGCAGAGAGCUACUUCCUUGAAGAGGACUAUCAGUGGGCAGUGGAGUUUCUGCAUCUUGAGAAGCUGUACCAUGAGAGACUGCUGUCUAAUCUGGCCUCUAUACAAGAGAAAUGGGAGUCCCAGAGGAAAAUCAGCAUCCAAACCGAAAGUAACUCUCCUUUAAACGCUAAUGGAACGGACAGAGAGCGAGAGCAUAUGGAAGUGUUGAGUCAUAUCUGCAGAACACACCAGAGGCCUAACCUCUCUCUGGAAAAGAACAUGGAUGACAUAAAACUACAAAACAGCCCAUCCCAUGUGACAGAACACAGAAGAUCAAAACAAGUACAAGCUUCAGUGAACUCAACCGAGAGAGAAAACAGGGCGGACGACUGCUCAUGGCUGGAAGCUGAACAGGAGCCAGAAGAGAACUGUGAACUGAAUGAGAACGAGGAGGAGGAGGAGGAGGAGGAGGAAGGUCUUGAGGAGGACGAGUGUUGGAAUGAGGAGCUGCAGGACGAUGCAGACUUUGAUGGCCAGGUUCCUGUGGAUGAGUUGGACAACCUCAUUCAAGUAAAGGAGAUGUUUCCCUCAAAUGGCUUAGUCUCUAUUUUAAAGAAGAGAGUCUGCGUCAUGGAGACAGAGAAUGCAACUCAACAAAAACAUUCAACCAAACGCAAGGUCCACUUCAGAGAGCCAGAUGAUGCUUUCGAUCAAGAUCAAUCGGCUGGAAACUCUUGCCUUGUCCUUCUCCUCUUGUGUCUGGCUACCGUGGUGAUUAGCAUGGGUGGGACUGCUCUUUAUUGUCUCGUUGGAGAGGCGUACUCUAAUGUGUGUGUGGACUUCUCACAAAACGUGGAAUUUUACUUUGGACCUGUACGACGAGGAGUGGACGCUUUCACACAGUGGCUCUCUUCUGGUGCAUCAUAGCAGCUAUUUUAUGCUAACUGAAGUGGAACUCUUUCUGUAUACUACCAUUUCCGAUGAUAAACAACAGUAUUCCUCUUGAGAUAAUAUGCACUAAUGCACAUUACCAGACAGGCCUUAAUAAAUGAUUCUUUAGUGAGUCUAUACAAACCACAUAGGGCUUCCUAAUGCAUAUAAAUACAUUUGUGAUAAGUAUUUAAUAUUGUUACUAAAACAUGCUUAUUAGAGAUCAUAUUAAUAUACCACCAGAGCCAUUCCUCUGAUCAAUAACUACAUGCAUUGAGCCAGUAACAUUGUUUUUGUACAUUUUAGUACUCUAUUACACUACUUCCAUGGUUAUCUUUGUAAUGUAUAUUUUUAUUUCGAGAUAGAGUGACUUGGCACUUUUCAAUGGUGCCGUAACCACUGAAAUUCAUACAGUAUCAAUCAACGUGAAUAAGCAAAAAUGGGUGUAUGUAGCAAUGUUAUAACUUAUAGGAUAUUAACUUAUCAAAGAAAUGGCUUUAUGAUUGACAUAUAACGGAUAGGCUGAAUAAUGAUAAUCGAUCAGUUCUGAUUAGAUAAUGUGUUUGCUAUUCAAGCACUGCUCUUGUGGUCAGCUGGUACAAAAUAAAUCUGAAAAUUGUAUAAUUGUAUGAAAGACAGCAAGCAGUCAAUUUGUUUUAGAUACAAACAUGUUUUAUGUUCAGCAGUCAAAGUGAGUGUGAGUUUUUGUGUUAUCAAUAAUAGGGGGUCUUAAAUUUUAAGUGUUUUAAUGUUAUGCUCAGAAUUAGAAUCCUGUUUUGUUGUAUGUCUUUCUUUUUUCCUUUCCAAAGUAGUACACAUGAAAUCUCUGAAUUAUGACUGGAAAUAUAUUUUGGAAGUGGG
Megalobrama amblycephala (Wuchang bream) is the source of this 2324-nucleotide messenger RNA. RefSeq names its product consortin, connexin sorting protein b (gene cnstb). Gene Ontology annotation, biological process: positive regulation of Golgi to plasma membrane protein transport. Gene Ontology annotation, molecular function: connexin binding. The transcript is spliced from 10 exons. Bases 210 to 1460 code for a protein of 416 amino acids. Gene Ontology annotation, cellular component: trans-Golgi network; transport vesicle; plasma membrane. Lineage: Eukaryota; Metazoa; Chordata; Actinopteri; Cypriniformes; Xenocyprididae. The record is from RefSeq and is a predicted model, not a curated record.